AUGGCCGGUGAAGUUAGUGCAAAUAUUAGUAGAAGUAGUAAAAAUAACACCGAGCCCGAGCCACCAGAUCGUAACAAGUCGCCCAACUUUAUAACGGACGAAACCGAGUUUAUUGGAAAAGGAGAUAUUAGAACAUCAACCCCCGUCAACAAACAUAGGCGAAGUAGAAGUAAGAGUGGUACCAGGAAGACCCCAGUACCGCUUAGUUUUUCAGACGAACAUUUUUAUGAGGAUUUAGAAGCGUAUGUUAGAGAAAUGUCCGCGGCUAGGCAAACAAGUGCUACUAUGGAGGCAGGCCAGGAACAGGACCUGUGGGCUCAGCUCCAGCAGAAGGAGUCCGACCUACUGCUGGCGGCAGAGCUCGGGAAGGCUCUCCUCGACAAGAACGAGGAGCUGAAGAAAGAACAGGAGCGCGUGACGGAAGAGUACUCCAAAAAAGUAGAGGCCGUGGCAACGGUACCUCAUUGCGCUUAUCCCACAACCCCGGCUAAACAUCAGCCCUAUAGGGCCCCGCCUAUGGUGGUCUAUUGGCUCUUUGAGGCGCACACGGAACGCACCGCGCCGUACGCUCGGGUCUGGUUCUGGUCGGGCGACGGGCAUUGCACCUGUGCAAAGCCGGUGAAGGAGAUGAAACUAUUUGACUGCACGGUUGGUGCGGUGGCUGGGCAACUGGCUGCCGUGCAACGUGACGCCGGUAUGCUGUUCCAUGAGGUAAAGGGUGAACCCAUCACCACCAUGUACUGGGACGUAAUACUGUGA
Molecule: messenger RNA, 759 nt
Organism: Spodoptera exigua (beet armyworm)
Lineage: Eukaryota; Metazoa; Arthropoda; Insecta; Lepidoptera; Noctuidae
Source: the annotation of a GenBank genome assembly